This is a messenger RNA of Penicillium taxi, 657 nucleotides long. Its product is annotated as chromatin modification-related protein EAF6/MEAF6. The transcript has 3 exons. NCBI's taxonomy places the organism in Eukaryota, Fungi, Ascomycota, Eurotiomycetes, Eurotiales, Aspergillaceae. The coding region runs from base 1 to 657 and encodes 218 amino acids. Gene Ontology annotation, cellular component: NuA4 histone acetyltransferase complex. The record is from RefSeq and is a predicted model, not a curated record.
AUGGCCGAAACAGCUCCCGCGCCCGCGGCAACACCCGCUACUGUGCCUGCUGCGCCAGCCAACGCAGCCGCAGGGGCACCGAAUGCGCCGACUGAGCAGAAUGCUGCGAACAGAGGACUACCAUACUAUGAGAGGUUGCGGAGAGAAUUGAGGGAUACGAUCACGCGAAAGCGAUUGAUGGAUAAGAGCAUGGCCCAACUCGAAGACCAAAUUUCCCGUUUUGAACAAUCCUACCUCGAAGAGACAACGGCUGGAAACAUCAUAAGAGGCUUCGACAACUACAUCAAAGGCUCAGCAAAUGGCUCAAGUCUCGGCGCUUCCGGUCUGAGUCUUGGUUCAGGAGUUGGCGGGCGUCGCAAGGCUCAGGUCACAGAUUCAGAUCGAGUUUUCUCGCACAGCUCAGCAAGUUACAUGAUGGAUUCACCAGCUCCUUCGUCUGCGAUGACAACUCCCUCUCACGCUGCGACUCCUACGUCUGUUUCCGGUGGCAAUAUCUCCUCGAUGAAAAGUGCUGCUGAUAUUGCAGCAGCAGCUAAGGCUACGGCUGCAUUGAAGAAUAAAAAGAAGUCUGGUGGUUCGAAGAAUACCAAGGUUGAAGAUCUUUCCGAUGAGGAUAAACCUGCGAAGCGCUUGAAAAUUAGCUAUGGGAGGGACUGA